AUGCGCAUGCUCUUCCUCGUGCUCGCCGCGCGCUCGGGAGCCGGAGUGGCGGGGUCGGAGCUGCUGCAACGGCGCGAGUGGCCGCGAGGGGUCGUAAUGGGGCUCUCCAGAGGGCGAGACCACUACGCGGUGCUCGCGGCGGCGCACGGGGCAGCUUUGAGCAGUGCAGCGCCUCAGCAGCACCUUCAAGCAGUGCAGCGCAACGCCAGCUGCCUCUCUGGAGCUAUGCGGCGGCUGGCGGGCCUGUGCGAUGGCGCCGAUCCGUGGGCUCGGGACGCGCAGUCGGCUGAGUCCGGGCCCUGCCCCACGCCGCACCAGACAGAGGCGCUGCUCUUCGCCGAGUUCGACAACCGGCUCGGCCGCACACUCUCGCUCCAGGAGCCGCCCGGCUACCUCUCCACCGCUGCCUUUGACGCCGUGUGCGACGUGCUCAUACCGAAGCCGCAACUGAGCGCAACGCGCUCUUAUUCUCGCUCGCCCUCGUCCUCCGCCCGACCGCCGGAGCAGACGGCAGAGGCGGCGGUGGUGGCGAGGACUGUGCCAGCAGGCCACAUCCUGCCGGCGCUGCUGCACGGGCUGCGGCAGGAGGGAGGCUGCACGCUCGCGCUCGACUCGGGGCACACGAUGAGGCUCGAGCUGCCUCCGCCGCCCAGGCCUCCGCCUCCAAAGGUGGCCGAGCACCUUGUCCCGGCGCUGUUGGCGAGGCCGGACGCUCCCACGGCACUGCGACCCUAG
Messenger RNA from Emiliania huxleyi CCMP1516, 735 nucleotides. RefSeq lists its product as hypothetical. The record is from RefSeq and is a predicted model, not a curated record. The transcript is spliced from 4 exons. Bases 1 to 735 code for a protein of 244 amino acids. Lineage: Eukaryota; Haptophyta; Isochrysidales; Noelaerhabdaceae.